Fulvia fulva is the source of this 498-nucleotide messenger RNA. RefSeq names its product Pyrrolopyrazine biosynthesis cluster protein F. The record is from RefSeq and is a predicted model, not a curated record. Lineage: Eukaryota; Fungi; Ascomycota; Dothideomycetes; Mycosphaerellales; Mycosphaerellaceae. The coding region runs from base 1 to 498 and encodes 165 amino acids. The transcript has a single exon.
AUGACAAUCCGACACCCCGCCUUCGUCGUCCCCGCCGCCUACGACGCCCUAUCAAACUCCGAGAAGUCCGGCAACAUAUCGAACUACCUGAUCCCCACCAACUACUCCUGGCAAACCCAACUGUAUAACUUCUACGUCGCCAAUGGGAUAACUCCCGUUGUCGCUGAGGCGGAAGAUUACAUGUCGUCUCCGGAGUUCGUGCGACAUCUGGCUAGCGAAGCAGGGUUGGAUGCUAGCACAUGUCUGUUUGAGUGGGAUGCGAUGAGUGAAGAUGACCAGGCGGCGCAGCAUCCGAUGUACGUGAAACUGCAGCAGACGCUGAUAAACUCGACGGGGUUAGUGCCGGGGAAGGUCAAGGGUGCACCGGUGUUGGAGGAUGAGGAGAGGAAGUGGAGGGAGAAGUUUGGGGUGGAGGGAGCGGUGUCCAUCAAGGAGAUGGUGGAGUGGGCGAUGCCGGAUUACGAGUAUCUGAGGGAUAGGAAACUGAGGUUGCCGUGA